UUGGUAUUCUUUGCCUUCGCAUAUAAACCUCUCAAUAGGACUCCGCUGAUGCCGAAUGUAUGCACCGUUUAGCGACCAAGUCUUCCCCCAGGGCUGAGCAGAGUGUGGCCCGGUAUACGCUGCGGGACUACAACUCCCAUCAUUACUCACCUUUGGCUGCCUGAGUAGGGCUGAUGGAAGUUGCAGUCCAACAGCAUCUAGCGCUCCACAAAGGGCACUCGCUUCCAAAAACUGGGGUCGCUCGACCGCGCACUCCUCUGGAAUUCAGCCCUACUGACGUCACUAGGCUUACUGGAGAGUAAAUAUGCAAAACCGAGACCCCGUACUCUGAAUCACUACUAGGCGGUCAUUCGCCCUUUUAAGGAGCGAGCGAGCAAUUUGCGCGCCAUUUCGAGUUUUGGAGGCGGGAAACAAUCCUGAUCUUCCGCUGGAGAAGAAAGUUUCUUUCCGUGAUCCAAACUUAAGGGCAGGAACCAUGGCGAAGGAGCGCCGCGUGGAGUCGGUUUCCCUUUUUCAAUUAGACUGAGAUUUAUGGACUUGUACAUGAUGAAUUGUGAACUCUUGGCGACCUGCAGCGCCCUCGGCUUCUUGGAGGGGGAUACCUACCACAAAGAGCCAGACUGCUUAGAGAGUGUGAAGGACCUGAUCCGCUACUUGCGUCACGAAGAUGAGACUCGGGAUAUUAGGCAACAGUUGGGGGCAGCUCAGAUCCUACAGAAUGACCUUAUACCUAUCGUCAUCCAGUACCCUCAAGAAAAACAGCUUUUUGAUGCUGUUAUCAGGUUAAUGGUAAAUUUGACCCAGCCAGCGGUCCUCUGCUUCGGUAAACUUCCCCAGGAUGCCAGCUUCCGUCAUCACUUCUUGCAGAUUGUCUCCUAUCUUCAGGCUUACAAGGAAGCCUUUGCCAAUGAGAAGAUCUUUGGGGUGCUGAGUGAGAAGCUCUAUGAUCUGCUGCAGCUGGAUUGGGAACAGCGUCAGGAAGAGGAUAACCUGUUAAUCGAGCGCAUCCUGCUUCUUGUCCGCAAUGUGCUGCAUGUUCCAGCAGAUCCUGAUGAGGAGAAGAAUAUUGAUGACGACGCCAACAUCCAUGACCGAGUGCUGUGGGCUGUGCAUAUCAGUGGCAUGGAUGACCUGCUUAAAUUCCUGGCCAGCUCCCAGAGCGAGCAGCAAUGGAGCCUGCACGUGCUAGAGAUUGCGUCCCUUAUGUUCCGGGAUCAGAAGCCAGAGCAGCUGGCAGCAACUGGGCAGGCCCGCUCAGCCAAGGAACGGGAUGCUGACGUCACUGAGCUGGAGGCCUUGAGGCAGAAGGAACUGGCUGAGAAGAAGAGCCGCGUACUCCAGCGGAGCAGUAGGCACUCUCGUUUUGGUGGCUGUUACGUCAUCCAGGGCUUGAAGUCUAUUGGAGACAGAGACGUCGUGAUGCACAAGGGCUUACACAACGUGAAGAACUAUAGCCACGAUCUGGGCAAGGAGACCCGCCGGGUGCCAAAGAGGCGGCAGCUGGCCUGUGACACUGAGGCCGCCCCUCGCCGGUCGGCUCUCAAUGUGCGGCUUUUCCUCAAGGAGUUCUGUGUGGAGUUUUUGGAGAACUGCUACAAUCGUCUCAUGUAUCUGGUGAAGGAUCACCUGAUCAGAGAGAAAGCCCAGCAGCAUGAUGAGACAUACUACUUGUGGGCUAUGGCCUUUUUCAUGGCCUUCAACCGGGCCUACUCUUUCCAGCCUCAGCUGGUUUCUGAGACUGUUAGCGUCCGGACCUUUCACUUUAUUGAGCAGAGUCUGACCAACUACUAUGAAAUGCUGCUCCUAGAUAAGAAGGAAGCCACAUCUUGGUCUAGAAGGAUGCAUCUGGCUCUCAAGGCCUACCAAGAGCUGCUGAUGACUGUGCACGAAAUGGACCAUUCUCAAGAAGAAGCUGUGCGCCACAGUAGCCACAUCCUUAAAAAUAACAUCUUCUACAUGAUGGAGUUCCGUGAACUGUUCCUCACCCUUUUCCGUAAGUUUGAUGAGACCAAGCAGCCCAGGUCAUUCCUUAAAGAUCUGGUGGAGACCGCUCACCUUUUCUUGAAGAUGCUGGAGAGAUUUUGCAAAGGCAGGAACAACCUAGUGGUCCAGAGCAAGAAAUGCAAGAAGAGGAAGAAACCCCAGGCUCGUCCUGCUGGCUCAGGUGUGCAACCCCGAACUCCUGAACAGUUGGAGCAGAUGUGGCCAAAGCUGGCUGAACAAAUCAGUCGGUACAUGCAGGCUUCAGAGCCUCUCCCGGAAGACGUUGUUCCCUUUGAUGCGGCAUCCGAGGUUCCGAUGGAGGAGCAGCGAGCCGAGGCCAUGAUACGGAUCCAGGACAACCUGCUGGCUGACCGGGCACUCGAAGCCUUAUCCCUCUUGCGCUCAGCAAGGGAGGUUUGGCCAGAAGGAGAUGUUUUUGGGUCACCCAACCUUGAGCCAGGUGAAGAAGCUGAGCUGCUGAAACAGAUCUUCUUUGCCAGUCUCCCUCGGCAAGCACCAUCCGAGAUGGAUCAACCCGAGGAAACAGCUGAGGAAGAAGAAAUUGCUGAGGAAGAGUUGGCACCUGUACAGGUGUCAGAAAAAGAGUUUAAUUUCCUGGACUAUGUGAAGCGGUUUGCUGCAGCUAAUGUAGUCAAGGCCUAUAUCCUGCUCUUCAAGAACUACCAGCAGAACAGCCCCCACACCAACCACUGUGUGGUCAAGAUGUUGCACCGUAUUGCUUAUGACCUCAAAAUGGAGGGCCUGUUCUUUCAACUGUCUGUCUUCUGCCUCUUCAACCGACUCCUCAGUGACCCCACUGCUGGAGCUUAUAAGGAGCUGGUGACCUUUGCCAAGUACAUUGUGGGCAAGUUUUUUGCCUUAGCUUCCACCAACAAGAAGGUCUUCAUGGAACUGUUAUUCUGGAAGAGCACCGCUGUAGUACGUGAGAUGACAGAAGGCUAUACCUCACUGCGGGAGGAUGGAAGCUCUGACGCUUGCAAGGCCUCCCGGUGGACUGAGGAAGAGGAGGAGGAAUUGCGGCAACUCUAUUACAAGUAUAAGGAAGUGGAAGGGGAAGAUGUCCUUAACAACAUCCUGGCACACUUGAGCGCUCGCAACCGGACACGUAAGCAGGUGGCCAAGCAGCUGGUGCACUUGGGACUGGCCAACCGCGUCCGAGACUUCCCUCGAGAACGGAAGGGAACACGCAUUGUGCUAUGGACGCAGGAGCAGGAGCUGGAGCUUCAGCGCCUCUUCGAGGAGUUCCAGGCCACGGAUGAUAUCCUAGGCAAUGUGAUGAAGCACAUCACGGCGAAGCGCUCCAAGGCCCGCAUUAUUGAGAAGAUGCUCAGCAUGGGGCUCGUUUCGGACCGUAAGGAGCUCUACAAGAAGCGCAAGCGCAAGCCUGGCUCCUGUGGUGGGAAUACGGACAUGUUCUCCAAAGGCUUAGGUAUAGCUGACUUGGAUGAAGUUGAUGAUGAAGAAGUAGAGGAGGAGGAGGAGGAGGAGGAGGAGGACCUGGACAGUGAGGAAGAGGAGGAGCCAUCUCAGGGCAAUAGGGAUAAAGAUGUGGGCAAGAGGUCCCUGGACAGGCAGGUGAAGAAAAAGCGGGGAGCUGCAACAGACGGAGACUUGCAAGCCCUGGUGGAAAGCCUGAGGCGGGAAGGUUUCUCUGGCCCCCUGCUGUGGCUCCAGAACUGCUUGAACCGAACAGCGACAGACCGAGAAGAGGAUGGAUGCGCUCAGCCUGUGCCUUUGGUGCCACUGUCUGAAGAAAACGAGGAUGCCAUGGAGCACAAGGAUUUCCAAAAACUUCUGCGGAAAAUGGGCUUGCGGGCGCCAGCUAAUGAACAGGAAUCUUUCUGGCGCAUCCCAGCUAAACUGAGCCCAGAGCAACUACGACGAGUGGCAGCUUCCAUGGCCCCACAGGAAAUGGAGGGUGAGACUGAAGAGCGACCAGCCAUUUCAGAGGAAGACCAUCUCAGUCUAGAGGAGCCUGGGAGCCUGACAGCAGAAAGGGAGGAACCUGUCCAGCUCCCUCCAGGACCGAAACGAAGCCGCUUAAUCAGUGACAGUGGAGAGGAGGAGGAGAGCCACCAUCAAGGCUCCAGUGAUGAGGAUGAGCCACGUCCCUCUGGCAAAAGGAAGCGCCUCCGAGUUGAGGAAGAAGAGGAGGAGGAUUGAUGGCCUGGGGCUGCGCACUGGGACUGGGCCCAGCAAGGCCGGUUUGCGCAGAUGUCUAAGCCAAGGACCUGCAGCCACUCCCUUCAGACCAUGAGGAGUUGGAUGGACCAGAGUGGAAAACUGCCAGAAUCCCUGCAUUCUCCAUGCACAAUACUUUAGUUUCAGGGAAAGGGGCACAGAGACCAGACUCAUGGAUAUGAGGGGGGAAAAAUAAUGUGCCGUCAACUGAGGGUAGGGGAGGAGAGUGCAGAAGUGGCAGUGGUGCUGAUUCCCAUGCUGCUCUCAGCUCUGUGGCAGAGAUAUGAUGAGUGUUAAACUUGACGUGGGAAAUAAGCCUUCUUUUAUGAUGAGCCAGCAUGCUUCUUCCCAUGCUGUUCCCCCACCUUGCAAAGUGGUCAACUUGGUGUGAGAAAGUUCCUUUAAACUGUUCCAUGUUUAUAGCCAACUGUUUAUACCCUGUGACACCCACCUCUCGAAUGGUAUCCUUGGGCCUGACUUGUGGGUCUGCCUCAUAUCCAUGUCUACCCCAGACUGGGGCCCUCUUGCUUUUAUUCACACACUGCCUUAUGGACACCCCCACCCCACCCUCAUCUCCAUCUCUCUCUCUGCUGCUUCCAUUGCGCACUGUUUUACCUCAGACAUUCCUUCUUCAACAGCGGGUGCUGGAACUGGAAACGGAGCCCAUUUAAUGUCAUCUAUUAGGAACGGAAUAGUGACUUGCAGGGGAUGGGGUGGAUUCAGAAGCUGCCUUCUUUUCUACACACAGGAAGCAUCUCCCUCCCUCCCUCUGCGCAAAUAGAGAUGCCUGCCUCCCCUGUUGUUUGCUUUGAGCUGCUUCCUCCCCCUCUCCCUCUCCCCCCCCAUGGCUUUAUCAGUUAUUGACUUCAUUGGGCCCAUUUCAAAGGGAGGCCAUGUCAGAGAGCUUCAGACAGGAUGCCUUUUACUUGACGUUCUUACUUCGGUUCUGUCCUCCAUGUUAGGAAAGAAAUGUUUCUUCGUAAUUUGCAUGUGUGAUGUACUUUUGAUAUUAAGAAAAAAAUAAUAAGAAAUAAAAUGCCUCAAACGUUUCUUUGCCAUCUCC
Messenger RNA from Pogona vitticeps (central bearded dragon), 5248 nucleotides. It is a transcript of the gene TIMELESS, whose product is annotated as timeless circadian regulator. Gene Ontology annotation, cellular component: replication fork protection complex. The record is from RefSeq and is a predicted model, not a curated record. Lineage: Eukaryota; Metazoa; Chordata; Lepidosauria; Squamata; Agamidae. Gene Ontology annotation, molecular function: DNA binding. Gene Ontology annotation, biological process: replication fork arrest; DNA repair; DNA replication checkpoint signaling.